This is a messenger RNA of Volvox carteri f. nagariensis, 1088 nucleotides long. RefSeq lists its product as uncharacterized. NCBI's taxonomy places the organism in Eukaryota, Viridiplantae, Chlorophyta, Chlorophyceae, Chlamydomonadales, Volvocaceae. Gene Ontology annotation, molecular function: GTP cyclohydrolase II activity; 3,4-dihydroxy-2-butanone-4-phosphate synthase activity. The transcript is spliced from 9 exons. Gene Ontology annotation, cellular component: cytosol. Gene Ontology annotation, biological process: riboflavin biosynthetic process. The record is from RefSeq and is a predicted model, not a curated record. The annotation marks the transcript as partial.
CAAAUGGUGAAACGGCGAGCGGCCAACCGGCUUUCCUUCCAAAGAUAACACCAUAUGUGCCAACGGGAAACGUAUCCGUGGACGAAGACCAGGUUAUCACAACGUUUAUUGCCGAGACUCUCUUGCCAACACGGCAUGGCAAAUUUCGGUUGCGUGGCUACAAGCACUCUAUCGAUGGCGGAGUAACGUUCACAGAACCGACGGCCAUUAUUGCUGGACGGGUUGAAGGCCAAGAGAACGUACCGUUACGUGUGCACGACGCCUGCUUCACUUCGGAGGUACUGGGCUCUCUGAAGUGCGACUGUGCUGAGCAGCUGGAGCUAGCCCUUCAGACCGUCCAGAAGGACCCACCGGGACUGGUCAUUUACCUGCAACAGGAGGGCAGGGGCAUUGGACUGGCCAACAAAAUAGCGGCCUACUCGCUACAGGAGCAAGGCCUCGACACGGUGGACGCCAAUCGGGCUCUGGGCCUCCCGGAUGACUGCCGAGAGUACAGCUCAGUGCGCAACAUGCUGGCGGACCUGGGAAUCAAGAGCAUCAGACUCAUUACCAACAACCCACGAAAGAUCAACGUGCUGACCAAGUUGGGGAUCAACGUGACGGGCCGCAUACCGUGCCUUGUGGCGGCGGGGAAAUACAACCAGGGCUACCUGGAGGCCAAGCGGGACCGCAUGGCGCACAUGUUGGCGGGCGGGGAGAGCGAGGGAAGCGGAGCUGAUGAGCCGAUUGCGAUGGCUGGGGCGGGUGGCGGCUUGACGGAGGACGGCGAGCUGAACGGGGACUUUUGCUUUUGGGAUCAUGACGGCGAGCCCACGCAGGCCGUGACUACUGCCUACGCCAAGGGCGGCAUGGAUCUGCCUGCUGGUUUGGCUCACGGAGAUAACGGCCGAGUGGUGCCUGUGGGGGCAGCUGCGGCCACGGUGCCUGUGGGGUCCGCAAACGGGGACGGGACUGCGGUGGCGUUGCCGUACAUGGAUGGGCAGCGAUGCGGCGGCGGUGCCUGGCGGAGGUCUCAGUACCUGGCUCUGGCGGAGAGCCACUUCGGACCGGAGGGCCUGAGGACGUGUGUUCCGUUGGGGUGGUUGGAG